AUGCUUGUCAAAAAGGUAGCAGCUCGCGUUUUCGAGGGAGCUGCUUCGGCGGCUGUUGACUUACACACUGGCAAGGUCGACGUGAAGAAGUUGGCCGCGCACGUGAUCACUUGGAACGACGACGAGCUGUCUGAGAAGGUUACGCAUCGCAGCAGCGGUGACGUUGUCGAUAUCGCGAAGGGCUACAAGUGGUCGAAGGAGUUCCGAAUCGCGUCGCCCUUGGUCGGCGCGGAGGCCCAGGUUUGCCGCCCAGGGGAUAGGACAGGCGCGCCGAUCUUCAAGUUUUUCCCUCUCGGCAAGGGGCCGCACAAGUACAUGGUGGACCCCGAGGGCGACGGCCUGAAGCAGCGCACUGAGAACCACUCCCGCGAGAUCGACGAGGAGAUCGACAAGGCCAGGGCUGGCGAGGCCUGCGCGGAUGACAAGUUGCCUCCGUCAGCCGAGAAGGUUCAGAUCAAGAGAAAGGCCUCGAAGAUGGCCAGACAGUCGGCGAAGGAGAAACGGCAAAAGAUGGAGCAGGGGUGUGAUGAGUGA
Prorocentrum cordatum is the source of this 534-nucleotide messenger RNA. NCBI's taxonomy places the organism in Eukaryota, Dinophyceae, Prorocentrales, Prorocentraceae. The record is from the annotation of a GenBank genome assembly.